This is a messenger RNA of Ciona intestinalis (vase tunicate), 1196 nucleotides long. NCBI's taxonomy places the organism in Eukaryota, Metazoa, Chordata, Ascidiacea, Phlebobranchia, Cionidae. The record is from RefSeq and is a predicted model, not a curated record.
AAGAAGCUUUUUCCACGAUUACUUAACUAAAUCUAGACCAUGAGGUUUGGAAGUUUAUUAUUUGCCUUUAUCCUGAUUGGUUUACAUCAGAUGGCCGAAGGUACAAGUUACGGUCCUCCAGUUUCUGCUUGCUCCAGUAUGCUUCCUUCUGGCCACCCAGUGAAUGGCGAAACUAACCUUGGUUUUAAUAUUUCUGCUAACCAAACAUCUUUCUCAGCAGGACAAGUGAUUGAAAUCACUGUCUCUGGAGAGACUAGCUUUAAAGGACUCUUCAUCCAAGUGAGAAGAGCAUCACUUUCAAAUAAUGCUUACGGUUCUUUUAUUAAUCCGGUGCCAUCCGGCUUUAAGUUAAUGGUGUGUCCCAACCAACCGUCAAGUUCGGACAAAGGUGCCGUUGGUCAUUCCAAUCCUAAUCCAAAGGGGAAUUCAGCAACUUUCUUGUGGAGAGCACCCAUGGGCUCGUGUGAUGGCGACGGUGCCGAUUAUGAAAUGCGGGCGACGGUGGUGACUACCUACGCCACGUACGAAACUGGAAUAACAAGAGGGAUUGUUUGUGAUCCUAAUAUGGGAGGAGAAGAUGAAGGGAGUGACAACAACGAUAAUGAUGAUGUUUGCAUCAAUAGCAGCGAUGUUACUGUUAUAUUUGAAAAAUACAAUACAAGCUUUGAAAGUGGGUUUGAUGGAUGGAUAAGCAACGGCUUUACCCGCCACGCUGGGAUAACUCCAUCAACUAUUACUGGACCAUCAUCUGCAUAUGACGGAAAUUAUUACGCCUACUUCGAGACUAGCCAUCCCGCUCAACCAGGAGACGUAGCAAACUUAACAAGCACGAAUGACCUGGCUGGCUGCUUCUGCCUAACCUUUUACCACCAACAUGCUGUUAAAGAGAACACGGGUCAUUUGUUCCGCGUGCUUGUGAAUGAAGAAAUAGCAUUAGAAAUUGAGGGGACCGACAACAUGUGGCAUCCUUACCAAGUACAAGUUGACCAGCCCGGUCCAGUAGUGAUACGUUUUACGGCCACCAGAGGAACCAACUGGCAGGGCGACACAGCACUCGACCUUAUCAGUAUUUAUCAAGGCCUUUGCACGUAAGAAACACGACGACGGUAAACGGAUUGUGUCAGCGUUUUAUAAACCGCAAAUUUCGGUGUACAUAUGUUUUUCAUAUAAUCAAAUAAUACAGCAUUAUUACCAUA